GACGUCAUGACGUACAAGGCGACGCUUCAUGAAUAUUUAUGAGGGGGUUUUGUAAGCAGUCACGUUGCGUUGCGGCAUCAGUACGACAGAGUGAGUUGGUCAGAGAGCAUCCUCUUCACCAUCAUCUUUUACACUCCAAGCAGGUUGUUUUGAGCAGCAGGCAUCAUGACGCACCAGUACCCAGCACUCACUGCCGAGCAGAAGAAGGAGCUGCAGGAGAUCGCCCAGCGCAUCGUCGCGCCUGGCAAAGGCAUCCUCGCUGCGGAUGAGUCCACAGGAAGCAUGGCCAAGCGCCUGAACCCCAUCGGCGUUGAGAACACGGAAGAGAACCGCCGUCUGUACCGCCAGCUCCUCUUCACGGCUGACGAGCGCAUAGACAAAUGCAUCGGUGGCGUCAUCUUUUUCCACGAGACGCUUUACCAGAGCACGGACGACGGCACUAAUUUUGCCAAGCUGAUCAAGGACAGGGGCAUUGUCGUGGGCAUUAAGGUCGACAAAGGCGUUGUUCCUCUGGCAGGGACCAAUGGUGAAACCACCACACAGGGGCUGGAUGGCCUGUCAGAACGCUGUGCUCAGUACAAGAAGGACGGAGCUGACUUCGCUAAGUGGCGUUGUGUGCUGAAGAUCAGCGAGACCACUCCCUCAGAGCUGGCGAUCAUGGAGAACGCCAAUGUCCUGGCUCGCUAUGCAAGCAUCUGCCAGCAGAACGGCAUCGUGCCCAUCGUGGAGCCAGAGAUCCUGCCUGACGGAGAUCAUGACCUCAAGCGUUGCCAGUACGUCACAGAGAAGGUCCUCGCUGCCUGCUACAAGGCUCUGUCUGACCAUCACGUCUACCUGGAGGGCACACUGCUCAAACCCAACAUGGUGACCGCCGGACACUCCUGCCCCACCAAAUACAGCAAUGCGGAGAUUGCCAUGGCAACAGUCACUGCCCUGCGCCGCACCGUUCCUCCAGCAGUCACAGGCGUAACCUUCCUGUCUGGAGGACAGAGUGAAGAGGAGGCAUCCGUCAACCUGAACGCCAUCAACAACUGCCCCCUGAUCAAGCCGUGGGCGCUCACCUUCUCCUACGGCCGUGCUCUGCAGGCUUCAGCUCUCGGCGCCUGGCGCGGGGUCAAGGAGAACACGAAAGCCGCUACUGAGGAGUUCAUCAAGCGCGCUGAGGCUAACGGCCUGGCCGCUCAGGGAAAGUACGUGUCCAGCGGAACUGGCGGAGCUGCAGCACAGUCUCUGUACGUGGCCAACCACGCCUACUAAACCCCAGCCCCAUCGCCCCGCCUUCUCCAGCUUCUGCCGACCAGUAGUAUCAUCCACAGCAGCUUCCCUCUCCGUUUCACCAGCCAAUCACAGGCCUGCGCUGACCUCUGUCCUCCGUGCAAGAGUUAUCAAUAAAAUGUCUUCUAGUCUGUCUAGCUAAAACAAAAAAAUUUCACAACACAGCAACACAGUAGCAGGGAAGGUCGGAAAGCUGAACAAGGCGAUCUUAAAAGGUCAUUUUGUGACAUUGGUUCUAAAAUAUUAAUCAGAUAGUGUUGCCUGCAUGGCCAGAUUAUUAAAACCUGAUUUAAGUUGUGUUAUUUAAUUUCAUUUGGAAACCUUUUUUUUUUUCUUUUCUUUUGAUAAGUAUUCAAUUCCAAGACGCUCACGCCAGAUUCUUUAGUUCUCGUGUCUCGUCAUUCCCGUAACUUGCAGUCGAUAUCCUGUGAUUGUGAGUGCAGAACGGCGGAGAGCGAACAUGUUAAUCAUUCCAGAAGUGUGUGUCCAAAGCAUUGCAGGAAGGUAUGAGUAGAAUAAUCGCUGAGCAGGAGCAUUCCUUCAUAAGGUGUGUGUGAGAGAGAGAAGGGACGGAGUGGUGUGUGUAUAGGUCAGUACUUCUGUGUGCAUCACAACGGUUUUCAAGAACAAUUGACUCGGACCAACAGAGGAACAUUAUUUAAUAUAUAGUAUCAAGUGUAUCAAGUGGAUUGCCCAUCUACUGUUUGAUCAUCAUAGAAUACUAACUAUAUUAGUUUGCUUUUUUGUGUCGUGUGCUUGAAUAUACUACGCUCUCCCUCUCCAUCUUUGUAGCAUAGUGAUACAGAGACAGUGAAGUUUAAUGGCUUAAUACGCUGGUGAGGACCUAAUUAUGGAGCACUUUGAGGGGAGCGGUCACUGCUGAAUUGGAUAAACCGUGAUGUUGUUGUGGUGUUAUUCCCUAAGCACUUGGUGUCAAAAAUAAAAAUAUAUAAUAUAAAAUAAAGAGAUUAAGAGCCCAGA
Molecule: messenger RNA, 2256 nt
Organism: Pangasianodon hypophthalmus (striped catfish)
Lineage: Eukaryota; Metazoa; Chordata; Actinopteri; Siluriformes; Pangasiidae
Gene: aldocb
Product: aldolase C, fructose-bisphosphate, b
Exons: 9
Coding region: 166-1257 (363 amino acids)
Biological process (GO): glycolytic process; fructose 1,6-bisphosphate metabolic process
Cellular component (GO): cytosol
Molecular function (GO): fructose-bisphosphate aldolase activity
Source: RefSeq, a predicted model, not a curated record